Molecule: messenger RNA, 3009 nt
Organism: Hydra vulgaris (swiftwater hydra)
Lineage: Eukaryota; Metazoa; Cnidaria; Hydrozoa; Anthoathecata; Hydridae
Product: extracellular calcium-sensing receptor
Biological process (GO): G protein-coupled glutamate receptor signaling pathway; regulation of synaptic transmission, glutamatergic
Cellular component (GO): plasma membrane
Molecular function (GO): adenylate cyclase inhibiting G protein-coupled glutamate receptor activity
Source: RefSeq, a predicted model, not a curated record
UUUAGGAACUGAAAAAGAAAAUGAAUUUCCGCUUAUUUCUCUUGACAAAAUUCAUUUUUUCAUUUACUUAAUGUAAACAGUAUUAAAAUAUUUGAAAAGAUUUUAAAUAAAUAACAAUUUAUUAGCUAUAAGACUUUUAAAUGAACUUUCAGACCGGUAACAUGAUUUUUAAUAUUGAAGACUCUUACUACUAAGUGCCAUCAACAAACCAAUCAUAAAGAGGUUAACUGCAUUCACGGCUUUUGCAUCCGUUGUAUAUUGCGCUAUGACACAAAUUGAUGAAAUCAACAAAAAUACUAAUUUUAAAAAGUAAUGCUUUCGCUAAGUAAUAUUACCUGUUGUAAGUUAAAAAUAAUUUAAACAAGUAAAUAUUUCUGAUGUCAAGAAGUGUUUUUUUCUACAAAAUAUACACAUUAUAAUCAACUUUCUACACAAUAAAAUCAACCUCCUUAUAAUCUAGUUUUAAGGAAUGUCAAAUAUCAUUACCUAUUGUCAUAAUCUUUUACUAAUUCCACUUGUAAUUCCUCUUUCUGUUCAAAACUGCGGAAAUUCAACAGUAGGACUCCAUCAUUCAAAAAAUACAACAUAUUUUUUUGGAGGCAUUUUCUCAACUCAUAUUAAAAAUGGCAGCGUGUAUAUUCUCGAUGAAGCGUCAAUUUUAUUGGUGUCAUCAAUGAUGUUUGCUAUUCAAGAAAUAAAUGAAAGAAAGGAUAUACUUCCAGGAAUUGAAAUAGGAUAUGAGAUUCGCGAUUCAAGAAACGAUGUUUUGUGUGCAUGUGAACACGCCUUAGAACUGUUGCUAACUAAAAAAAACUCAGUACUUGUAGGAGUAGUUGGUCCAGACUCCAGUUCUCUUAGUGUUGCUGUGAGUACUAUGUUGCUGUCUGACUAUGUUCCACAAGUUUCAUAUUCAUCAACAAGUAUUUCGUUAUCACAGCGUUUCGUAUAUCGCAACUUUUUUCGUACUGUCCCUUCUGAUGUCUAUCAAGCAAAAGCUUUAAUGGAUUUAAUUGAACACUUUCAGUGGACAUACAUAUCAUUGUUUACUUCUGAUGACGAAUAUGGUCGUUUUGGUCGUGAUGAAAUUCUCAAAGCCGCAACUGAAAAAAACAUUUGUUUUUCUGUGGUUCAAACAAUUUCUAGUAUUCUUUUAGAAGAUGAAGUUGGUGGUAUAUUAGAAACUAUAAAGAGGCACUCCAGCGUUGUAAUUUUAUGGUGCGAAUCUGAAUCAGCCGCAAUGAUAAUUUCGCAAAGUGUUGCACGAGGUUUAAAGUAUAUAACGUGGAUAGGGAGUGAAACUUGGAAAAAGGAACUUUUGAGGUAUUCUAAUAUAAAUAUAACGCACAAUAUACUUUUUUUACAGCUUAAGGAUUAUCCAAUUAAUGUUCUUGAUAAUAAAAUUUUUAACGCUAAAAAAAAAAGUCAAGUAAAUUGCGAUAAUCCUUGGUAUAAAGAGCUUUUAAGAAAAUAUGCAACGAACGACUCAGUGUGCAUUCCAAACUUAGCAGCUAGUUUACCUAAAGGUUACACAAGUCAAGUUUAUAGUGCUGUCUAUGCUCUUGCAUAUGGUCUGCAUAAGUACUUAAACUGCUCGUUUGAAAAAUGCUACACACCUUAUAACUCAAUUGAUUAUCAGCUAUUAUACAACUACUCUAUAAAUACAUCGUUUACUGUUCCCAAUAGCAACUAUACAAUUAGGUUUGACGAAAAUGGAGAAAUAUUGUUUCCUGCAUAUCAGUACAUGUUUGUUGAUCAAAAAGGCUUUAUUCAAUUUGGAACCUGGGAAUAUAAUCCUACCAACGUUAUUAUAAACCAAGAUAUUAUUGCUUGGAAGAAUAAUUUAAAACCGAAAUCUGUUUGUAGUUUGCCCUGCUUACCUGGGACAUACAGAGUUAAUUCAACAUCAUCAAAGUGUUGUUGGAUUUGUGUACCCUGUCCUCGCGGAUCGGUUUCACACGCAAUAAACCAAUAUGAAUGCACUAAGUGUUCUUUGUCUUCAAUAGAAAAUUUGAAUCAAACUCAAUGUAAUGAUUUAUAUGAGAUAAGCUUAAAUGUUUUCAGUGCUGAAGGAAUAAUAAUAAUUGUCGGAUCAUUAUUAGGUGUUUUUUGCACAUUGUUUGUAUUAAUUUUUUUUUUUAAAUAUUGGAACAACCCAGUUAUUAAAAGUUCGAAUAAAGAAAUGUCCUGUAUCCAGGUGUUUUCCCUUAAACUUCUAUUUUGCAUUUCAUUUUUUUAUUUUUGGAAACCCACGCCAACGUUAUGCAUGUUUAGAGUUACGCUAUUUGGCUUCUUGCUUUUUACUUUUCUUGCUUUUGUUACAGUAAAAACAUAUCGAUUGCUUUAUGUGUUUAACUGCAAAUUUACAAAAGCUUCAAAAUUUUUGGAUAACAAAUUCCAAAUAACCUUCACAUUCUCAAUAGUUUUAAUGCAAACAAUUGUAGUUGUAAUUUUGCACGUAUGCUACCCAACUAGUUUGAAGAUUGUUCCUAACUAUAUAAAAAAGCAAUUUUUUCUGAUCUGUAAAGAUGAAAAUCCAGUUAUUUGGAUUUCCGCAUUAUUUUUUUUUUUACUAGCUGUUGUAAAUGGAUGCAUGGCUUAUCGUGCGCGUAACCUUCCGGGAAAUUUUAAAGAAACUCAAUCAAUUUUGUAUGGUAUGCUUAUAGUUAUUAUUUUGUGGGUUUCGUACAUUCCCAUUCAUUUUAGUGUUAAUCCACACGAAUCUACAGUUGUGUUUUUAUUUAUUAACAUUGUGGCGUGCUAUAGCAUGCUAUUCAUUUUGUAUGGCAAAAGAGUUUUUUACAUCAUGUUUUAUCCAAGCUUAAGCAGCGUUGAGUUUUUUUAUGAUAAUUCUGCACAGAAAGUUAUACACAAUUUUGUUGAGAGAGUUUCCCAAGCUGACGGUACUACCAUAAACGUGGUGCGCAGCGUUGUUAUGUAUGACAAAAACGUUCUUUCAAAGACAAUUUUUUAAAGUUGAACAGCUUAUUGAAAUAUAAAGUUUUUUUGUUU